UAUUGUUUAUAAGGGUAGUUAUAAAUAAAGUAAAAAUAAAUCAGUAUGCAUCUGAAAGUCGCAGCUUUAUUACGUCUCCCUUGUCGACAUGGCGCAGCCGGUAGGAUUAUCGAUUUAAAGUUUAAAAGUAAAAGUGGACAAAAUAUUGUGCAGUUAUAGUGAGAAAUUAGCGACAAAUAAAAUAUAGGAACAUUAAAUAACAAUCGUGCAACAAAAAAAAUGGAAGCCGUACUCCCUCCACCGUCGCCAUUUUGUUAUACUAAUAAUUUGGACAGUUUAACAUCAGGAAACUUAUCGGAAGAGUGGAAAAAAUGGAAAAGUGCAUUCCUUAUUUAUUACGAAGCCUGUGAAUUAGCGAAGAAGAGUGAAAAAGUUCAAAUUAAUAUAUUUUUGCAUUUGGUUGGCGAACAGUGUAGGGAAGUGUACAACCAAUUUAACGAGUCUUUUUCAAAUUUAGGAAGACUAAUAGAAAAAUUUGAUAACUUUUUCAAGGCCAAAAAGAAUAUUACAGUGCUCAGACAUCAGUUUUUUACCCAAGAACAACAAGAUAAUGAGUCUGUCGAACAAUAUGCUUUUCAACUAAAGAAAAUGGCGGCAAAUUGUGAGUUUGCGAACUUGUGCGACGACCUCAUAAGAGACCGUAUAAUUUGUGGGAUUACAGAUAAUUCAUUAAGAGAACGUUUGUUAAGAGAACCGGAUUUAACUCUUCAAAAAACAUUAGAUAUAUGUAAUCUUGCCCAAAUAUCAAAAGUGCAAGCUGGAACAAUUAAAUGUAAAACCGAAGAAAAUAAUGCAUACGAAGUAAACAAACGUAAUGAAAAUAAAGACAUCUGUUAUGAAAACUACGAGUGUGACGCAAUGUGGAGAUUUCAGCGUGCGGGCGCAGCGGGAGCAGGGCGUGCGCGCGGGCGCGGUGUUCGCGGCGUGCCAUGGCGCGGCGGUACAACGCGGCGUUGCCAGCCCGCACGCCCCGGCGGCGUUUCCGGCAUGCAUUCUGCGUCAAACAAAUUUCGUACUACGUCUUCGACGUUUAAUAACGAAAAUGUAAAUUCGAACAAUAAGUAUGUGAGACGUGAUAACAGUUCAAAGUGCAUGAAGUGCGGCAUAACUCAUGGUUAUAAUCAGUGUCCAGCGUACGGAAGGAGAUGCCUUAAUUGUAACAAUUUAAAUCAUUUUUCGCGAGUAUGCAACAAUGUGUACGAGGUGCAGUCGGAGUUCCCACAGGCUGACCAGUCCCCUGACCAGGACCGUGAGGCAGCCUGAGCGGUGGGGAUACUCCG
Papilio machaon (common yellow swallowtail) is the source of this 1280-nucleotide messenger RNA. RefSeq lists its product as uncharacterized. The coding region runs from base 220 to 1263 and encodes 347 amino acids. The record is from RefSeq and is a predicted model, not a curated record. The transcript has 2 exons. NCBI's taxonomy places the organism in Eukaryota, Metazoa, Arthropoda, Insecta, Lepidoptera, Papilionidae.